AUGCAGUUCACAAAGUCAGAACCGUACAUCGCUGCCGUUCUCGGCGGCGCACAAACAGAACUUGACCUGUCCGGCGAUCAACCAUUCAACCUCUCAAUCACUCUUACUCUCCAUGCCAAAGCUCCAAUCAUCUGCUACAUCGGAGAAGACGAUACAUUCUUUGUUCCUCGAAAUGCCUUGUACGAUGCCGGCAUCAUAUUCAAAGAUGAUCAGACAAAGCAGCAAAUCCCAUCUUGUCACAUCGACAUCUGCAGGCUCACGGAGUUUUCGGGACCUGAAAGACCUCUAAAUGAGCAUACGCGCCUUUACAUGCAGCCCGAAAAGCCCGUUGUUUUCGACAUCCGUUUCAACUCAACACAAAAAAUGGGAGGCGAUGGUAACUUUGAUUCGAAGCUCUGCAUGGCGACCUCGGGAUUCCGAACCGGUUGCACCUACCAUGCUUCUCUGCCCAAUGAUCGCAAGAUCUCUUGGUGGCGAUGGGCGAGUUUUUGGGAGGCUGAAGGGCAAGGGCAGGAAGAUCUUGUCGUCAUGGCUGGGAUAAGAUCAGGCACCAGGUCUGUUGUUGGUUGGUGGACAGGCGAUAAAGAACGCAGACGAGGAGUUCCCGUGCUGUCCGAAGACAAUAAAUUGCCCAUCUACAUCGAAGGGGACGGUGUUGUCUUCUCCUGCGUUGGCGAGCCAAUGAAAUGGCCCGUGUGGCCUUUGCCAGACGAUGACUACCAGAGAAGGAUGGCUGAGGAAGGAAGAGAACGCAUGGCGAAACGGGAGAAAGCUUACACUGAUGCAAUGAAUGCAGCCAGAGCAAGACAAGCUGCUUAA
This is a messenger RNA of Aureobasidium musti, 819 nucleotides long. The record is from the annotation of a GenBank genome assembly. Lineage: Eukaryota; Fungi; Ascomycota; Dothideomycetes; Dothideales; Saccotheciaceae.